Messenger RNA from Phragmites australis (common reed), 1107 nucleotides. RefSeq names its product ethylene-responsive transcription factor 4-like. Gene Ontology annotation, molecular function: DNA binding; DNA-binding transcription factor activity. Gene Ontology annotation, biological process: regulation of DNA-templated transcription. The transcript has a single exon. The record is from RefSeq and is a predicted model, not a curated record. NCBI's taxonomy places the organism in Eukaryota, Viridiplantae, Streptophyta, Magnoliopsida, Poales, Poaceae. The coding region runs from base 206 to 838 and encodes 210 amino acids.
CGCUGAGGGUCAAACGUCCACUCCCGCUGGCUCCUCCUCACCUCCCGCCUCCCCUAUUAAUACCCCGCCUCCACCUCCCUUUCCUCCCCGCACUCCAACCCAGCGCACCAAACAACAACCACCACCGCCGCCGAGCGCGGCCGAACACUUGGCGCCCGCCCACGCACGCAUCACCCGUCGUCGUCAGCCGCUCCUCGCUCCCUCCAUGGCGCCCAAGAACGCUCUUCCUCCCGCCGCCGCGGUGGCCGACGGCAUGAUGGAGCCGAGGUUCCGCGGCGUCCGGAAGCGGCCGUGGGGCCGGUACGCGGCGGAGAUCCGCGACCCGGCCAGGAAGGCGCGGGUGUGGCUCGGCACCUUCGACACCGCCGAGGCUGCGGCGCGCGCCUACGACGCCGCCGCGCUCCACUUUCGCGGGCCCAAGGCCAAGACCAACUUCCCCGUCGCCUUCGCGGGCGCGAAGCCGCAGGCGCUCGUUCUGCCGCCCAAGGCGCUGUCCGUGAGCCCGAGUAGCAGCACCGUGGAGUCGUCCUCCCGGGACUCGCCGGCCGCGGCGCCCGCGGCUGCAGCGCCGGUGCCCGCGCCGUCGCUGGACCUGAGCCUGGACAUGCCGGCCAUGGUGGCCGCCCAGCCGUUCCUGUUCCUGGACCCGAGGCUCGCGGUGACCGUGGCCGUGCCAGCCCCGGUGCCUCGCCGGCCGGCCGUGGUUGCCGGCAGCAAAGCGACAUGCCGUGGCAACGAGCAGAGCGACACCGGGUCGUCGUCAUCCGUGGUGGACGCCUCGCCGGCGGUCGGCGUGGGGUUCGACCUGAACAUGCCGCCGCCGGCCGAGGUGGCGUAGGUGACCUGGUGCAGCGCCCGAUGACACGACGACUCCGAGAGCUCGCAUAGAAGCUUAGAACAUGUAUUAUUAGCAAGAGGUUGGUUAAUCGAUCGUUUAAUUGCCACGAUGGGUUACUAGUAGGUGUACAUAGUUCAUGUUCAUUUUUGCAUCGGCAGAUAGCUAUAAGAAAACUACUACAGAUGUUACAAAAUAUCAAAGCAUUUUGCUGUACACUUGCAACAUACUAAUAUCUGAUUAAUGAAAAAUUCACUGUCUUUGUUCCUAAA